GCCACGACAAGGGGUGACAGGGGGCAACCCGCAACAGCAACAACGACCACCACCACACACACCACACGCACGCCCGUCGCCCACACGCCCACUCGCACACUCCACGCCCACUCACGCCUGACCGACAUCAACAUUGCACCGACCUUUCCCUUUCCUGUCCACUCCCGUCCUGUCCCAGCCAUGCCCAGCUAUGCAUCUCUCUUCCGCCGACAUCUCGACACCGACGACGACAACGACGACUACGACUUCGACAAACAACGACCACGGCCACCGAUAACCGACCACCACCGAUCGACGACACAGGUAAGUCUUCGACGCCCAGUAUCAACAUCGACAACCACCCACGCGACAUUCCGGGCCUUUCCAUUCUUCCAUUUCGACAUCCUCCUUUUCCGAGUCGGGCUCUUCGUCUUUCCCACGCUUUGA
Colletotrichum lupini is the source of this 426-nucleotide messenger RNA. RefSeq lists its product as uncharacterized. The record is from RefSeq and is a predicted model, not a curated record. The transcript is spliced from 2 exons. NCBI's taxonomy places the organism in Eukaryota, Fungi, Ascomycota, Sordariomycetes, Glomerellales, Glomerellaceae. The annotation marks the transcript as partial.